AUGCGUGCAAGACCGCCUGAUUUGAUUAGGAAAAACCCGCUUAUGGAUUUGCCUGUCUCAUCAUCAUCUUCGUCGAGUAGAAUAGUGGAAUCAUUCAACCAUGUCAUAUCAUCUUCAUUAUGUAAUAAUCAUUUGAAUAAGAAAUUAAUGUCGAAUGAAAUUAACCGUUGUGAAUCAAUAAUGCUCACAAUUUACUGGAUUGAAUUGGACAAAGUCGAUAAUCAAUCAAACCAAUCAUUAUCAUCAUCAUUAUAUUUAUCCAAUAUUCCACAAGAGAAAAUCUAUUCACUACCUAUUCAUAAAGGGAAAACAAAUAACAAUCAGUUGACCUUAAAUCAACUCAAACGUAGACAACAUCAUUUGCUGAGUCUAUUAAUGAACGCUGUUAAUAGAUUUCAUAGCUUUGAAUUGUAUAUAUAUGAAUCCAUAAAAAGAAUUGAUUUAGACUACUCAAUUACAGAAAUUCAAUGCAAAUAUUCAACAACAACGAAAUCAUUGUCACCGCCUUUGUUGAGUGAUGUAGACCAAAAAUUUAUUGGUCUGAUAAAAUCUGUCACAGCUUGGUUAGCUAAUGCUAGUCAGUUACUUCAUCUAAUCUAUUGUGAUAUUGAUUUCAAUGCAACUUUCAAGUUGUCUGUUGACGAACUGUGCCAAUGGAGUCCUGAUACAUUCGAUCAUGAUGAUAAUAACGCUGUUAAAUUGUCAAAUACUGCUACUACGUCAUGGGAUCAGUUGAAAGAACAAUUGGCUGAAAUCGUCCAAACUGCAUUUAUCUAUUUAGCUGACCUUUGUGUACUUCGAUUAGAUUUAAUUGCGAUACCACAAUUAUUAUUGUAUUUGACUAAAUCUGUACAAAUUUUAUCAAAUCAUCAUCAUGAAAACUGUGCGACUGAUAGUAACACAUCUAAUGAUUCACCUGACUGCUGUUUCCCUGAUUAA
Molecule: messenger RNA, 939 nt
Organism: Schistosoma mattheei
Lineage: Eukaryota; Metazoa; Platyhelminthes; Trematoda; Strigeidida; Schistosomatidae
Source: the annotation of a GenBank genome assembly